AGCGGAGCGUGUAAUAGGACACCGGCUCACUCGUCUCUUCAUUCUCCUCCUCCUCUCUCUUUCCUCUCCUCUGUCCUGUUCUGGCUCAGUCAAACCUGCUCUGUGAGCACUUGGAUGGAUUUCUUCCUGUCACUGUUGGAGACUUGAAGCGAGGAGUUUCAGGAAAAGCUCGGGUCUCGUUUGGUGGGCGUCCUCUCUGCGGUUGGGACAGGCUCUUCCCUGGAAGGAAGGUCACUGGUGCAGUGUGGGUUUGUACAACACAGGUGCUGCAGCAGCUAGCUGGAGUGCACAAAGCAGGCGAUUCUUUCUGCGACUCCAGAGUUAUGCACUGCAAGAGAUAACGGCCCACAGCGCAGAGCAGUUCCUGCAUCCAUCAAUAAUUGAGCUGCUCUUGUCCAGUUAUGGAGAAGGACCAAGUGGCAGCUGGAGCGCUUCUUCAGCUGUUUUUCUUGUUUGUGUAGAUUUGCCUCAUCCAUAUUUAACAGACCGCGGUGGCAGGUCGUUCUCUGAGAGGUGAAGGCGUCGGCAGGCCGGAGGGGUCGGCCGGGUCGCCUCUGCUGUCAGCGAUGGCGUUUUCCCUCCUUGCUCUCUUCUUCCUCAUCAGCUCUGUCUCCAGCCUACCUCAGCCUGUGCCAAGAGUUUUCCUGUCCUUCGGAGAUCUGAAGGGAUCGCAGUCGUUUGAACACUUCAGUAUAUCUGACAAGGCCAUGGACUACAGGAUCCUGCACAUGGAUGAGGACCAGGACAGGAUGUAUGUGGGCUGCAAGGACCAUGUUCUCUCCAUGGACCUCAACAACAUCACCCAUGGCACACUUAAGUUGUUUUGGCCUGCAUCUACAAGCAAAAUACAAGAAUGUCAAAUGGCAGGAAAGGACUCUACACAUGGCUGUGGGAAUUUUGUCCGUGUGGUGCAGCCUUACAACAGAACUCAUCUGUUUAUGUGUGGCAGUGGAGCCUACAGCCCCGUCUGUGUGUACAUCAACAGAGGCCGAAGACCAGAGGAACAAGUGUUUUAUGUCGACUCGGAGAUGGAAUCGGGAAAAGGCAGGUGCUCCUUCAAUCCUCAAGUCAACACCGUCUCUGUCAUGAUCAAUCAGGAGCUGUUCUCAGGCAUGUACAUCGACUUUAUGGGGACAGAUGCUGCCAUCUUCAGGAGCCUGACCAAGAGAAAUGCAGUCCGCACAGAUCAGCAUAACUCCAAGUGGCUCAGUGAACCAGUUUUUAUUGAUGCCCAGCUCAUUCCAGACGGAACUGACCCAAACGAUGCCAAGUUGUAUUUUUUCUUCCGCGAGAGGCUAACGGAUAAUGACGGGAACACUAAAAACAUCCACACCUUGGUGGCCAGAGUGUGUCCUAAUGACACCGGAGGGCAGCGCAGCCUCGUCAACAAGUGGACCACCUUCCUGAAAGCCAGGAUGGUGUGUUCGGUUCUGGAGGACGACGGCACCGAAACGCACUUUGAUGAACUAGAGAGUGUGUUUUUGCUGGAGACGGAUCAGCCCAAAGGCUUGCUGGUGUUUGGAGUCUUCACAUCCACAAGCUCCGUCUUCAAAGGGUCAGCAGUGUGUGCAUACAACAUGGCGGACAUCCUGACCGUGUUCAACGGGCCGUUCGCUCACAGAGACGGACCCAACUUCCAGUGGGUGGCUUUCCAGGGGCGCAUUCCCUACCCGAGGCCCGGGACAUGUCCAGGCGGAGCCUUCACUCCCGACAUUCACACCACGAAGGAAUUCCCAGAUGAUGUGGUGAACUUUGUCCGGAACCAUCCGGUCAUGUUCAACGCCAUCUACCCGGUGGGACGGAGACCCCUGGUGGUCCGCACCGGCGCCAGCUACAGGUACACGGCGGUGGCGGUGGACCAGGUCAUGGCUGCAGACGGGAACUACCAGGUGCUUUUCCUGGGAACAGACAAAGGGACGAUCCAGAAGGUGAUUGUUCUGCCUGGCAACCGGUCCCUGCAUGGCGAUCUGGUCCUGGAGGAGCUGGAAGUGUUUAAGAAUCAAGCUCCUGUCACAAAUUUGAGAAUCUCGUCCAAAAAACAACAGCUGUACGUCAGCUCUGAGUUCGGGGUCUCGCAGGUCUCCUUGCACCGUUGCCACGCCUACGGCUCGGCUUGUGCAGACUGCUGCCUCGCCAGGGACCCCUACUGCGCCUGGGACGGGCUGAGCUGCUCACGCUUCUACCCCACCGGGAAAAGGAGAAGCAGGAGGCAGGAUAUAAUGCACGGAAACCCACUCACUCAGUGUAGAGGAUUCAACUUAAAAGCCUACAGGAACGCCGCAGAGAUGGUGCAGUAUGGCGUGAAAAACAACACCACCUUCCUGGAGUGCGUUCCAAAGUUUCCUCAGGCGUCCAUUCGCUGGAUCAUUCAGAGGGACAACGACAGGAGGAAAGAGGUGAAGCUGAACGAUCGGGUCCUCUCCACUGAGCACGGCCUCCUGAUCCGCUCCGUCCAGCAGUCCGACCGCGGCCUCUACUACUGCCUGACCACCGAGAACGGCUUCAAGCGCACCGUCGCCAAGAUCCGCCUGCACGUGCUGAGCGACGCCAUGGUGAGCGUUCUGGCGGACAAGCAGCACGCGCCCUGGGCCUGGGCCCGCGCCGCGCACCCCAAAGCCCUGCUGGCCGCCUUCAGCCCCGCCGAGAAUCUGGCCGUUCAGCAGUACUGCAAAGAGAGGAAGGACUUCCAGAAGCUGCAGCAGAGGCAGCAGCAGCAGCCACCUGGGCCCCUCAGGGGGGACCUGGCCAAACUGAGGCCCCUAUUGGACCGGAGGAAGAGCCGCAACAGACGCAAUCACCUCCCUGAGGUGUGACGCAUGGCAGCUAUCAGCAGCAGAAGCUGCCACUCACACACCCCCUUCCUAUCCUCUGCCCUUCUAGGCGGCUCCAGACCCGCUGUGGAUGUUAAAAUACAACCAGAAGGUUGGUUCGGGGAGAUUUAAUCCCAUAAAAUCCAGUGUUCUCACAUGAGGUAAUGCGACCAGAUGGCUGUGAUUUUUCAACCACGGGUUUUUGUUUUGCUUUGAUCGUCACAACACGAUAGGAAGCGGACGUGCUGCGACUUCCUCUGAUAAACUCUGCGCUCAGAGGAUAACUCACCUUAAAUACAGCUGCUUUAAUACGUCUAAUGGACCUUUAUCUAUUGCUAUUGUAAUUGAAAAAGGUUCAGAAGAGAUCAGAAUGCAUUUUUGGAUUAGAAAUAUCCAAGUAUGAGAUCACACUUUGCUUUCAUUUCUCUGCUCCUGAGUUUACAAACAUAGUUAUUAUAACAGGUGCAUCAUAAAUAUCUACAGCCCCUUCUUUGGCUUUUUCUCUCCUGGUAAAAAUCUAUAAAAAAUCCCUUGUUUAUUGCAGCAAAAUAAGCACACUGAAAACCUGCAGCAAAACCCGUUCACUCUAACAAGGUUUCCAGGAUUUCUGGAAGAGAAACGAGCCCACAGCAUUACAGAUCCUCCACUGUACUGAACUGUAGGUAUCAGGUUCUUCUCCACACAAUAAUAAUUCACGAUCAGUUUAGUUUUCAUCCCACUAACAUUUCUAUUCCUUUAUAUUUAAACUCUGCUCCACUGUGGAUCGUUUUAAGGUUUUAAAGGUAUUUUGGAGAGUGUAACAUUGCUUUAAAAAGUCAAGUUUAAAGUUAAAAUAAACCUUCAGUGAAAUUUAUUUCCAAAUAACUGCUGCCGAUUUCAUUAACUACAAUAUAAACAAUUUCUAAUUUGGUGUUUUUCAUGAUAAAUUUCUACUAAUUUUGUUUAAAAAAAAUUAGUAGAAAUUAGUUAGUUUUUUAGUUAGUUUUUUUGAGAACAUCAAUAAAUGGCAAA
Molecule: messenger RNA, 3821 nt
Organism: Xiphophorus maculatus (southern platyfish)
Lineage: Eukaryota; Metazoa; Chordata; Actinopteri; Cyprinodontiformes; Poeciliidae
Gene: sema3c
Product: semaphorin 3C
Exons: 19
Coding region: 567-2813 (748 amino acids)
Biological process (GO): semaphorin-plexin signaling pathway; positive regulation of cell migration; neural crest cell migration
Molecular function (GO): chemorepellent activity; semaphorin receptor binding
Source: RefSeq, a predicted model, not a curated record